UUUCACUUAACCUACUCGCAUUGAUUGAAAACUUCUCUCUCUCUCUCUCUCUCUCUCUCUCUCGUUCAGAUCUUUUCGCAUCAAGCUCGAAAGGAUCAGUAGCUGAAGGGGAAAAUGGGGCUUUCAUUUGGAAAGCUUUUCAGCAGGCUAUUUGCGAAGAAGGAGAUGCGUAUCCUUAUGGUUGGUCUUGAUGCUGCUGGUAAGACCACCAUUCUUUACAAGCUCAAGCUUGGUGAGAUCGUUACCACCAUCCCCACCAUUGGGUUUAAUGUGGAAACAGUUGAAUACAAAAACAUCAGCUUCACUGUGUGGGAUGUCGGGGGUCAAGACAAGAUCCGUCCCUUGUGGAGGCACUACUUCCAGAACACUCAAGGUCUGAUCUUCGUGGUCGAUAGCAAUGACAGAGAUCGUGUUGUUGAAGCAAGAGAUGAACUUCACAGGAUGUUAAACGAGGAUGAGCUUCGUGAUGCAGUACUUCUUGUGUUUGCUAACAAGCAGGAUCUCCCAAAUGCAAUGAAUGCUGCGGAGAUAACCGAUAAGCUUGGACUACACUCUCUCCGGCAGCGUCAUUGGUACAUCCAGAGCACGUGCGCCACCACCGGUGAGGGACUGUACGAAGGUCUGGACUGGCUCUCCAACAACAUUGCUAACAAAGCUUGAGCUUUGUGAGACGAAAGCUUUGGCUUCUGGGAGAAGCAUUAUCUCUGCUUCUUGUUCAAAACCUUUUUCUCUCUCUUUUUGUUUUGAAUUUUGGUGGUUAUGGAGUCGUAUAAGUUGCCAGUUAAAAAUGAUUUAUUUUGGGAUUGUGAUAUUAAGAUUCUUGUCUUUAACGAUAGAUAUAACAGAACGUUGGUGAUGAAUUUAUUUAUCUUUUAUUACUUUUGGGACAA
This is a messenger RNA of Brassica oleracea var. oleracea, 890 nucleotides long. RefSeq names its product ADP-ribosylation factor 1-like. Gene Ontology annotation, biological process: intracellular protein transport; vesicle-mediated transport. Gene Ontology annotation, molecular function: GTP binding; GTPase activity. The transcript is spliced from 7 exons. Bases 115 to 660 code for a protein of 181 amino acids. Lineage: Eukaryota; Viridiplantae; Streptophyta; Magnoliopsida; Brassicales; Brassicaceae. The record is from RefSeq and is a predicted model, not a curated record. Gene Ontology annotation, cellular component: cytoplasm.